UGAUGCUGCGGUGAUGGAUUAACCAUUUCUUAGACGUGCCUGACGACAAAACCUGGAUCACUCUACUUUGUCUGAGGAGCAAACACAAGCUGGAAAACCUUGACUGCUUCUACUGCAGCUCUCUCGUCUCCUCUGACUUACUCUCACACAUCAACUCAGCACCGGCUGGUCAGUCGCAGCUCUGCAACAGGAGAGUAAAUGUCUGCAAGAGAGGACUAAUCCUGACUCAAGGUUGAAAGCUGUCCUACUACAUCUCCGAAAACCCGCCAGCUGGGACCACGAGGGAUGGAGGGAGACGGAUGUAAUCCUGGGGUAGCUAUGGAUUCAGGUAACCCUUUGCUAAGAGCAGUCUUCCUCCGUCGCCUGCGACUCACGCGCCUGCUCCUGGAGGGAGGCGCUUACAUCAACGAGAGCGACGGCCAAGGCCAGACGCCCUUAAUGGUGGCCUGCAGGACCCAGCAUACCGACGCCCAGAGCGCCAGCCGGGUCAAGCUGGUCCAGUUUCUUCUGGAGAAAGGUGCGGACCCCAACAUCCAGGACAAGGAGGGUCGCUCUGCGCUGAUGCACGCCUGCCGGGAGCAGGCCGGCCCUGAGGUGGCGUCUCUUCUCCUGGCUAGUGGGGCGGACAUCAGCCUGGAGGAUCAGUCCGGGACAUCGGCGCUGGUCUACGCAGUCAUGGCUGGAGACUGGAAGGUCCUGAAGCUGUUGCUCGACACAUGCAAGGCCAACGGGAAGGAGGUGAUCAUCAUAACCACCGACAAGUUCCCAUGUGGGAAUCUGCAAGCCAAGCAGUACCUCAGCAUGCCUCCUCUCGGUCCUCUUGAUCAGACGGACAAAACGGCAUCAGCAGCUCCUGCAUCUCCCUCUGAAAUCCAGCUCAUCACCUCCCCCCAGUGCACCUCCUCUUCUUUGUGUCCCCCAAAGACUGUCUUCUCCUUUAAAGAAGGCCAGUCCAGUGGUGUCAGCUCCCAUCCAUGUUCCCCGUCGCGGUAUCAAAGGCUCAGCCAAGCGGCGCCGAAUGGCCUGCAGCAGCAGCCCCUCCUGAGGUUGAACUCUGAGCCCUGGCUGAAGAUCCCAUCGUCUCUGCUCAGCCAGCAGCCUCAUCUAGCCUCGUCCUCAGAAAACGGCAACCAAACCGAGGACCUCUCUCGUAGGAUUCCCAACCUGGACUGCACAAAUUCUGACAGCUUCAAAUGGUACGAAGGAAUAUUGGCGAUCGAAAAAGGAGAAGAAGGAAAGAAUGAAAGUGCCAAACAAAAGAUAUCCUUACCAGGUCUCCUAUCGUCCCACUCUGCCUCCCACCCUAACCUCCAUUCUGCAAACCUCGCGACAGAUUCCCUCGCUUCCUCUUCCUCCUUUUCUAGUGCUAAAAACCUGGGCACUCAACUUCACAACCUGGCCUCGUCAAGCCUUCACAGCAUAAUCCAGAGGCGCAAGCUUGGAGCGGACAUCUAUAGCUCUGACCCGCAGCUAGCUAGAGACAUCCACUAUCUACCAGAGGAGUCCCAGCAGAGAGCAAGAGACCUAAUAGAUGGCAAGAAGCUGGCCCCCUUACGCUGCUCCAGCACACUGGGCUCCAGGGAUUCACCGUCAACCUCAGGCCCCAGUAGGAGAGUGCUGGCUGGGUACGAGCGCAGAGGGUCCGGAGCCUUCUUGUUGGACCACAUCUCCCAGGCCAGGCCUAGAUCGCUGCCACCUCUGGCUCUCAACUCAACCAACAUCCCCAUGCUUAAUGUUUACAACCUCAGCUCCAGCGCUGGAAGUGGUUUCUGUGAGAAGGAGAAGAGUUUCCUUCCCUCCGCUCCUCCCGGACACCCCAAAGAGCUGACCAGGAGGAUGCUGCUGAGGAGACACUCCAUGCAGACCGAACAGUUCAAAAGCACAGCGUGAAAUCCAGC
This is a messenger RNA of Sebastes umbrosus (honeycomb rockfish), 1898 nucleotides long. It is a transcript of the gene ankrd34ba, whose product is annotated as ankyrin repeat domain 34Ba. Gene Ontology annotation, molecular function: protein binding. The transcript is spliced from 2 exons. The record is from RefSeq and is a predicted model, not a curated record. Lineage: Eukaryota; Metazoa; Chordata; Actinopteri; Perciformes; Sebastidae. The coding region runs from base 286 to 1890 and encodes 534 amino acids.